GUAUUCCUGCUGCCUAAGUAAUCUGCUCCAACAAUCCAAGAUUGGUUUCUGUAUCAUUCAUUCUACAGUCGGUUUAUCUUUCAACCAAAGCAGUAUCCGAAGAUGGCUUCCAAGGCUCAGAAUGGAGAUAGAAUCCCCCCCGUGUCCGCUCCUGAUACCCGUGAUACAGAGAACAAGCAUCCGGAAAGCAGCAAGGGACACCGAUGGCCUACUGACCCGUGGGAGAAAGACUUCCGAGUGCCAGGGGCCAAUGCCACAUUAGAUGAGAUACGUGAUCGGCUGGGGCCUGUCCCUGAGGAGUUUCAGAUCUCGGACAAGGAACUACGCCGGCUUCAAAGCAAGGAGUGGGCGGAGAAAUGCCGGCCAUAUUAUCAGUGGAUAGCAAUACUCAAGGAGCGUGGUCUCUAUGAGGAGUAUCAUCAGAGUUUCCCGCCUGAAUCUACAUGGGAGGAGAGCUAUCAUUAUAGUAGAAGCUUUCUUUCUGGGAGUGCACCAGACCUGCUGGGUCAAUUUGAACACUAUUGGAGUUCUGCGGUCAAGGGAGUUCAGCAGACAUCUGCUUAUACCCGUGCUGUCAAGUUUUAGUCUCUAGGUUUCAGCUUGAUUAUAUCUGCCUAGUAUGCCUCGUUUUCGUUCUGUUACAGAAUAUAAUAGUCAGUAUGGCUAUUUUGAUUGGUUUGAUAUUCAGAGAGUAAUGUAGUAAGUAAUUCAGGGUCCUGUGCUUGGCAUCAUUACA
Messenger RNA from Aspergillus alliaceus, 736 nucleotides. RefSeq lists its product as uncharacterized. The transcript has 2 exons. The record is from RefSeq and is a predicted model, not a curated record. Lineage: Eukaryota; Fungi; Ascomycota; Eurotiomycetes; Eurotiales; Aspergillaceae. The coding region runs from base 103 to 585 and encodes 160 amino acids.